AUGGCGACCGCGCUGCCAGCCCAGGUGCGCAUACUGGACCUCUACGCCGGCACCGGCUCCCUCGGGAUCGAGGCGCUCAGCCGCGGCGCGUCGGAGUGCAUUUUUGUUGACAACGUCAAGGAGUGCGUGGACUGCUGCAUCGCCAACGCCUGGGCUGCUGGCUUCCUGGAUCACGAGGUCGCCGCCAUGGGGACGCUGUCCGAGCGUAUGAAGGCCGAGAUCGACCCUGUGAUCAUGGUCGGGGGGCCGCGCGCGAGCGUGGCGAUCGAGCGCCACAGGGCCCAGGUGGCCAACGCGCCCGUGGGCGCAAUCCAUGCCGACGUGCUGGACGUCCUGAGGAACCCCGAGGAGCACGGGAUCGUGGGGCGCACCUUCAACGUGAUCACCGUGUCUCCGGACUACAACGCGAAGACUCUGGACCAAUCCCCAGGAAACCAGAAGGCUCCUGAUAAGCUGCCGAGGGUCCCUGGCGGCAUCCAGAGGUGGUUUCAACGUGAGCAACAAUAA
This is a messenger RNA of Prorocentrum cordatum, 507 nucleotides long. The record is from the annotation of a GenBank genome assembly. NCBI's taxonomy places the organism in Eukaryota, Dinophyceae, Prorocentrales, Prorocentraceae.